GCCGAGUACGGAUGUUCUUGUGAUCUAUGUCGCUUGCUAGCAAAGUUUCCCGCGUUAAAGUUUACGAUUUCAAAAUCAUAAUAUAGAGUGUAGUAAAAUUAACAAUAGUAUUAUAAUUGGUGUUUUUAUUUGGUGAGGUGCUAUUUGUUUUAAAUCUCAAAGCUGAUUAUUUUACAACAUUAAUUAAGUCAUUAAGCCUAUCAAGGGUGACCAAAGCAAGAUAAAAGUGCUUCCAAUAAAGAUGUGAAACUAAACGCAUGACCCCCCGUACAGGACGCACAUGAUUUCUAUAGCCAACUUGACGCACACAUCGAAUAACACAUCGAUAAUCUACGACAAUCGAAUACCGAACGUAUACACAUACAAAAAUGAAACUCACAACGAGACAUCGGAACUAUCUAUCGAUAUAUCGAAUUCGGCAUUCGAACAAUCGAAUACAUCAUUUGAGAUGUCGAAUGAGAAUUUUACGGAGUACGCUGAAAUACCAUAUUACAUAAAAGCGACAUCUAUGUCAUUUUGUAUUGUAAUUAUGUGUUUGGGUGUGAUUGGUAAUGUUAUGGUGCCGAUAGUGAUAUUGAAAACAAAGGAUAUGAGGAACUCGACUAAUAUAUUUCUAGUUAACUUGAGCAUAGCCGAUCUAAUGGUGUUGUUGGUCUGCACCCCAACAGUCCUUGUGGAAGUCAACUCUAAGCCGGAGACUUGGGUGCUGGGAAAGGAGUUAUGUCUGGCGGUACCAUUUGUGGAGCUGACGGUCGCCCAUGCGUCUGUGCUGACCAUCCUUGCAAUCAGCUUCGAGAGAUACUACGCCAUCUGUGAGCCGUUGCGUGCGGGAUACGUUUGCACGAAAACCAGAGCCACCCUCAUCUGUGCAUUGGCCUGGUUCUUCGCUGCUCUCUUCACCAGUCCCAUACUAGGCGUCGCCACAUUCACCUACGAGAAAUACGACGACGGAACCGAAGUGCCCGUCUGCCUCACGCAAGCCGACACCUUCUGGUCCGCUCUGUUCUUUAUUCUCAUCAUCGCCGUCUUCUUCAUCAUUCCACUCGGAGUUCUACUCGUUCUCUACAGUGUUAUCGCUAAAAACCUCAUGGAGAACCCUGUGAUCAUCGCCCAACACAGCAAGAACUCUAACAAUGCUGGCAAUGUACUGCGUUAUAGGAAACAAGUCAUUCUAAUGUUGGGUACAGUUGUACUAUCCUUCUUCGUAUGUCUUCUACCAUUUAAGGCUCUAACAUUAUGGAUCAUCGUAUUCCCACCAGAGACAAUAAUGUCCUUAGGUAUAGACGGUUAUUAUAUACUUUUGUAUUUUUGUAGAGUUAUGCUGUAUCUAAACUCGGCUAUUAAUCCAAUAUUAUACAAUUUGAUGUCUUCUAAAUUUAGGGAGGGUUUUGUAAAACUAUUAAAGAUAAAUAAACUGAUGAGAUGUGGUAGGAAUUUAAGAGAGAAUAUGCAGAGAAGAGACACAUUCAAUACAACCACUUCGACUGGAUUUUCAAGCAGUCAGAAUGCAUCAGAAUCUUUUUGGAGGAGAUAUAGUAAUAGGGCGUCGUCACAAAAGUACUUUUUAAAUAGAAGUAGUACUAAAACAAAAGAAGUUAAAGAGAUAUUCGAUACUAAAGUGCAACAAGUGAAAGUGGGUGAAAUAAUAAACGUUGAGAACACAAGAAGGAACAGUAUGACAAUGAUAUCAGCUAUGAAUGAAUUAAAUGAUAAUUUAGGUGAUAUUAUAAAAUUCGAAGACAAAAAACGUAACAGUCUUAAAUUUAUAACAACUGUUAAUGGAAUAGUCGAGAAUGGUAGAGAUGUACAAGUCGAUGUACACGAAAAUCAAAUCAACGAUGAAAAAGAAAUAACAGAUACCAACAAACAGAUACAGAUAUUGAAUUUAGAUAUCAAGACCAAUAGUGUUUAUUCAGUAACUUUAGACGUGAGUGAUACAAACGAUGUUAAAAACAGAUUCGUGUGUGUGCCAUCGCAAGACAAAGAGAGUAAAAAUAUAUUUGUAUACGACUUUAAAAGUAAUGAAAGUUUUGUCUGAAGAAAAUAAUUUUGUAUAAUAUUAAUUAAGUUGCAUUUGAUGCAUCAAGAAAAUACAGCAUUUAAAUAGUUUAUACAGAAAAUAGUUAUGUAUCGCAUGUUCCUAUAUAAUUUCAAAGCAGGAUAUAUAUUAGAGAUAGCUCGUUAAUGACCCAAAAUAAGAUAUUAAGGGCCUGUCCCACCACUAGCUGAUAAAGGCUCAGGUAGCUUAAUAACGUCACUGUUAGAUAAGCUUACGCAAUCCAAUAUUUCCAUCACGUAUUUUAAACGUUGGAUUGUUAUCAGACAAUUUACAAUUUGGUG
Messenger RNA from Papilio polytes (common Mormon), 2340 nucleotides. It is a transcript of the gene Ethr, whose product is annotated as thyrotropin-releasing hormone receptor-like. The transcript has 4 exons. The record is from RefSeq and is a predicted model, not a curated record. Gene Ontology annotation, molecular function: G protein-coupled receptor activity. Bases 281 to 2038 code for a protein of 585 amino acids. NCBI's taxonomy places the organism in Eukaryota, Metazoa, Arthropoda, Insecta, Lepidoptera, Papilionidae. Gene Ontology annotation, biological process: G protein-coupled receptor signaling pathway. Gene Ontology annotation, cellular component: plasma membrane.